Messenger RNA from Gadus macrocephalus (Pacific cod), 2131 nucleotides. It is a transcript of the gene lrrc40, whose product is annotated as leucine rich repeat containing 40. NCBI's taxonomy places the organism in Eukaryota, Metazoa, Chordata, Actinopteri, Gadiformes, Gadidae. The coding region runs from base 111 to 1907 and encodes 598 amino acids. The record is from RefSeq and is a predicted model, not a curated record. Gene Ontology annotation, molecular function: protein binding. The transcript is spliced from 15 exons.
CCCGGAAGCUGUUAUGAGGGCGUGGCAGCGAAGUGAAGAUAAACACACACUCGGUUAUGUCCAUUUCAGAAGUUGUGUAUGCAUGUAUGUAGUUGAAUACAUUCCAAACAAUGUCUCGUUUCAAAAGAGGAGGUAGAGUGGACUCCCUGUCCGGGUUUCAGACGGACAAGGCAGAACCAGCCGUUCCCAACGGACUGCUGAACGCUGCGAGAAAGAGCGGCCAGCUCAACUUAUCGGGUCGUGGGCUAACUGAAGUCCCCCAGAAUGUGUACCGCCUUAAUGUGGACACGCCAGAGGAAGCCAAUAAGAAUCUGUCAUUUGGGGCAGAUGACCGCUGGUGGGAACAGACAGACCUCAUCAAACUGCUGCUCUCUUCCAAUCAGCUCACGACACUGUCGGAUGACAUCAGACUCCUCCCAGGGCUUACCACACUGGACCUCCAUGACAACAAGCUGACCAGUUUACCCGGUGCUCUGGGAGAAUUGGGGCAGUUACAGCAGCUCCGACUCAGUAACAACCAGCUGAGCACCUUGCCUGUGGAAAUGUGCAGAUUGCAUAACCUGCACAGCUUGACCCUCCAGAACAACCUUCUAGAAACGCUGCCCGAAGAGCUGGGACAACUAGACAAUCUGACUGAGCUGGUCCUUUCCAGCAACCGCUUAAACUCCCUCCCUUCCGGCCUGGGGCAUCUAGCCUGUCUCCAGAAACUAGACCUGUCCCACAACCUGCUCACCUCCUUGCCUGACAGUCUGGCCAAACUAGCAAGUCUGAAGCUGCUUGACUGCAGCAAUAACCAGUUGACCUGCGUUCCUGCUAGCCUAUCGGAAAUGACCAGUCUGGAGCAGCUUUACCUCAGGCACAACAAGCUCCGCCUCCUGCCGCAACUCCCUGCCACCAAUCUGAAGGAGCUGUACCUGGGCAACAACCAGAUCGAGCGGCUGGAGGCGGAGCAGCUGGCCAGCCUGGCGGCCAUCUCCCUCCUGGAGCUCCGGGACAACAAGAUCCAGAGCGUCCCGGAGGAGGUCACCCUGCUGGCCACGCUCACACGCCUGGACCUCACCAACAACGACGUCGCCACUCUUCCAGCCUCUCUCAGCCUGCUUCCCAAUCUGAAGGUCUUAAUGUUGGAAGGCAACCCGCUGAGAGGAAUCCGAAGAGACCUGCUAUCUAAAGGAACCACUGAGCUGCUGAAAUAUUUACGGGGGAGAAUUAAAGAGGAGCCAGGUAAAGUAGACGAGACUCCCACUGCCAUGACUCUACCCAGCCAGGCCAGGGUAAACAUCCACAACCUCCAGACACUCAAGAUCCUGGACUACAGUGAAAAGCAAUCAGAAAACAUUCCAGAUGAAGUGUUUGACGCUGCAGCCGGACAGAUCGUGACCACCAUGAACUUCAGCAAGAACCAGCUGACCACACUGCCCCCUAGGCUAGCAGAGUUCCAGGGGUCGUUGACGGAGCUCAACCUGGGCUUCAACAAAUUGUCCUGCCUCUCUCCGGCGGUGUCCUCCCUGGUUCAGCUCACACACCUGGACCUCAGGAACAACCAGCUGAGCGACCUGCCCUCUGACCUCGGGUCCUUGAAGAAGCUGCGCUCUGUGAUUCUGAAUUAUAACAAGUUCAAAUGCUUUCCUGAUGUCCUGUACGAGAUUGUUUCCUUGGAGACUGUGUUGCUAGGCAACAACCAAGUGGGUGGUCUGGACGCAGAGCGUCUAAAGGCGCUGGGGGCUCUGUCUACUCUGGACCUGUCCAACAACGACUUGCUCAACGUAGCACCUGAACUGGGGCUCUGCACGUCGCUCAGGUGUCUCAGUUUGGACGGCAACCCCUUCAGGACACCAAGGGCAGCCAUCGUUGCCAAGGGAACGGAUGCAGUGAUGGAGUAUCUCCGCAGUCGCAUCCCCACAUAAAUCCUUUUCCUUUCAGGCUACACCCUGCCCUCUGCCCCCACCCCCAAGAUCUGGGCUUAGCAGCGACCUCACUGCCCAUUGGCCCGAGGUGAAAUCCCCUACAGAAGCAUGGGGCUGUAGGUCAUGAUAAACGUACAAUCCAUAAAUUCUUUAAGCACAUCUUUACUACAUCCAAUGAGAAGCACUUAUAUAUUCAAUAAAGCAUUUACAUUGUGGCUUCACAA